UCUUUACUGCAGCAGAUUUUUAAAAUAGGCGUUGGUAGGUUUAGUUUCACUUUAGCAACGAAUGAAGUUAAAGCUUGCGGAUUCCAUUAUUAAAGAUGUGCAGUAACUGGUAUUCAAUAAUGAUUUUGGCUUGCUUAAGUCAGUUGGGAGCGGCCCAGGGACCACUUAUUUUCCAAACAUCAAGUAACCCAUUGGAUAAUGCCGCAUCAACGACGUCAAGGCCAAUUUUCUCGGCCAGCUCCUCCAACUUGGUGCUGGUCAAUAACGUUAGAAUUCCCGGAGCAAUCACACCAUUCGUAACAGCACCGGCCCCAACUCAGGAAUUUCUUAAUUGUUUUGGUAGCUGCCCCACGACAUCGCAGUAUAGUCCAAUUUGUGGCAGCAAUAUGCAGCAAUACAUGAACGAGCAGAAAUUUAACUGUGCUCGCUUCUGUGGAGCAGACAUACAAAUAGUUCGGCGUGGCAGUUGCGAGGGUCUUUUUGCGAUGACCCGCGGUUGAUAUCCUUCAGCAAACAACAAAUAUCAUAUAUAUACCAAUUCAGCUGGCUUAGAGAUGUUUUCGUCAAACCAACAUUUUUUCCGUCGGGCUCCCAGUUCAUGGAAAGUUGAUAAGAGCAAAGAGAGAUGACAAACUGUAAAUAGACGUCAUAUAGUACCGUUACACUGAAGGAAAACGCAGUCUACAUUUAAGAACAAAAUUCCUAAUAAAAGUACGUUUUGUACUUAAAAUAAGAACAUAUGUAGUUCUUAAAGUGUUUCGUUUCCAAAGUCAAUCUAUAAGAGUAAAUACUAAUUACUAAAUAGAUCAAAAAAAACAGUAAAUAUUAUAACGAAGAACAUUGAAGAUCAACAUUAAAGAUCACUUGUACGUUCUUAA
Drosophila takahashii is the source of this 878-nucleotide messenger RNA. RefSeq lists its product as uncharacterized. NCBI's taxonomy places the organism in Eukaryota, Metazoa, Arthropoda, Insecta, Diptera, Drosophilidae. The record is from RefSeq and is a predicted model, not a curated record. Gene Ontology annotation, molecular function: protein binding; serine-type endopeptidase inhibitor activity.